This is a messenger RNA of Pipistrellus nathusii (Nathusius's pipistrelle), 1638 nucleotides long. The record is from the annotation of a GenBank genome assembly. NCBI's taxonomy places the organism in Eukaryota, Metazoa, Chordata, Mammalia, Chiroptera, Vespertilionidae.
AUGGUCAGUUUCCCGGUUUCUCUGAACUCCUUUCAGCGGGUACCUCAGCCCAGCAGUCUCAUCUUCCUCAUCCAUCUCCUCCUCAUCCUCCAGGCUUGGGAGACAAACUCAGAGGAGGUCAAGGUGAUUGGCCUUGGCGAGUCCAUCCUGGCGACCGUCGGGGAGGAGGCGGAGUUCCCGUGCCACCUGUCCCCGUACCGAGAUGCAGAGCACAUGGAGAUCCUCUGGUUCCGGGGCCAGGCCUCCGACGUGGUGCACUUGUACCAGGACGGGCAGGAGUUCCCGGGGCGGCAGAUGGCGCAGUUCCAGAACAGGACCAGACUCAUCAAGGACGAGAUCCUGGACGGCACUGUGAUCCUGCAGCUCCACGGCGUGCUCCCCACCGACGAGGGCCCUUAUGGGUGCCGCUUCCUCUCCAAGGACUCCUCCUUCUCCGGGGAGGCGGUCUGGGAGCUGGAGGUAGCAGGAAUGGGGUCAGACCCUCACAUCUCCCUUGAGGGCUUUGAGAAAGAAGGCAUUCAGCUCAGGUGCAGCUCCAGUGGCUGGUACCCCAAGCCUCAGGCUCAGUGGAGAGGCCACCGGGGACAGUGCCUGCCUCCGGAGUUCGAAGCCAUCACCCAGGACGCCCGCGGCCUGUUCAGUCUGGAGACAUCUGUGGUCGUCCAAGGAGGGGCCCACAGCAACGUGUCCUGCUCCAUCCAGAACCCUGUUCUGUUCCAAAAGAAAGAGUUCGUGGUCCAAAUAGCAGACGAGUUUCUCCGCGGGCCCGCGCCGUGGAAGACAGCCUUCCUCGGGACGUUGGUGGUCGGGCUGCUGCUCCUCCUGGCCCUGCUCGCCACGCUGGCGCUGCGCCUCUCCCACCGGCAGCGCCGGGCCCUAGAGGAGCUGAAGGAGCAGGCGGAGAAGGACAGAGGGAAACUCACCGCAGAACUGGGGAAGGCGCAGUCAGAGCUUGAUUGGAGAAGGGCUGAAGGCCAGGCUGAGUGGAGAGCAGCCCAACAAUAUGCAGUGAACGUGACCCUGGACCCGGCCUCGGCACACCCCAGCCUGGAGGUCUCCCCGGACGGCAGGAGCGUGACCUCCCGCGGCGCGGCGCUGGCCCCGGCGGCGCCCGGAGACGCGCAGCGCUUCACGGAGCAGACGUGCGUGCUGAGCCGCCAGCGCUUCGCGGCCGGCCGCCACUACUGGGAGGUGGACGUGGGCCGGCGCAGCCGCUGGCUGCUGGGCGCCUGCCUGGCGGCCGUGGCGCGCGCGGGCGAGGCGCGCCUGAGCCCGGCGGCCGGCUACUGGGUGAUGGGGCUGUGGAACGGCUGCGAGUACUUCGUGCUGGAGCCGCAGCGCCGGGCGCUGGCCCCGCGCGUGCCGCCCCGGCGCGUGGGCGUCUUCCUGGACUGUGAGGCCGGGAAGCUGGCCUUCUUCAACGCGUCCGACGGCUCCCACAUCUACACCUUCGCCGACACCUUCCCGGGCCCGCUCUGCGCCUACUUCCGGCCCAGGGCCCCCGACGGCAGCGAGCGCCCCGACCCGCUCACCAUCUGCCCGCUGCCCGUUCGCGGGGCCCGCGCCCUCGAGGACGACGACGGCGACGCCUGGGCGCAGCCCUACGAGCCCUCGGCGCCCCCGCUGGAGCCCUGGUGA